CAAGACGUGCACGAGUACGAACUCUUAGUACAUGGUCCAAAUUGUAAAAAAGGUGGAUUUGGACUCCAAACGUCUUGUUAUGUUGAUAGCCAUGUGAUUCAAUAAUUGGUUUAGUCAUAUCAACACAUAAACCGCUUAAUUUUGUAUAAUGACAAGACGUGCACGAGUACGAACCUCAAUCUGUUUACUCCGGUGGAGGUUAGUCGCCCGCUGGGGACUCAGAUUGAGAGGGUCUGGAGACCUUUAGUCGAGACUGCAGAUGAUAGACCAAUAAUUACACAUGUUUCUACCCCUAUUCUUGAGCCGUUUGAGAUGUCGAUUCCCGUGUUUUAGGCCGAUUUCACGCUAGGUUAUUCUUGUUAGAUACCAAUGUUUGUUAAGACUUUAGUUUGUUUAUCUUUGUAGUCUCCAAAUGCUAGCUUGCACAUGUUGUCUUGUAGUGCAAAGCUUUGUCUAUUUAAACCCAAGUAUGAAUGAGAAACACCAAAGGCUUCUAGGGUUUCAUUUUCCUCAACUCACAUUUAUUGUUAUGGUAUCAGAGCCUCUAGAUCCUAGAAAAUGAGGCAGACAUUCCCGGGACCGUGGUGUGCACGCCAUGGAGGCCAGGUCUGGGCUCGAGCAGCAGGUGGCUGAGUUAGUGCAGACAUUGAAGCAGCCCAACAGUCUUAUCCCGGGCAGAGGUCUGGGCGGACCUCCCGUAGCUCAAUGUCAGUGGUGUGAGAGCUCGAAUCAUCUGGUGGAGGUAGGGAUGGCAACAAAACCCGAACCCACGGGUACCGACCCGACCCAACCCGGUCAACGCGGGUAAAAUCCGUGUUGACGGGUUUUGGGCCGGGUUUGGUUUUAAACCCGUUCACUAUUCAUCGGGUUGGGUUUGGGUUUAGGUAAACCCGACCCAUGGGUAUCCGCCUACACCCAUAUAAUUAAUUUUCUUGGUAUAUUUAAUAUUCUAAACAACUAAUCUUACUUAUGUAUGUGGAGACGUGUCUAUUUUUUCUUUUUAAUUGUGUAGAAUGAAGUUGAUGUUAUCUAGUGAGAGUGAAGAAACUUAAUUGAAAGGAAGAAACUUUCAAUUAAUCAUGUUAUUUAUGGAUAAUUUGUGAUUUGCUUCAAUUUUCUUGAGUUUUCUAGAUUAGUGUUGAACAAUUUGUAUAGUUUAUUUGUGAUUUGCUUGAAUUUUCUAGAAUUGUGUUUUAAAUAUGAAUAAUUUGAUAAUUUAUAUUGAGAGAAUGAUAUUUGAAUUUAAUUUUGAUAGGAACUUGUUAUUGUAAAUUUUUUACGACAAAAACCCGUGGGUACCCAUAAACCCGCGGAUACCCAGCGGGUUGGGUUGGGUUUGAGUUUUUCAAACCCGGUGGGUUUUACCCCUGGUUUUUUUCACGGAUAAACCCAUGGGUUUGGGUUUGGGUUUGGCAAAAUCCGACCCAUUGUCAUCCCUAGGUGGAGGACUGCCAGGCUAUGCGGGAAUCCUCUACACCCCAGGAGCAGUUGGCCUUCAUCGCCAAUGUGCGGCGCCUCGAUCCAUACAGUAACACAUACAAUGAGGGGUGGCGCCAGCAUCCCAAGCGAAUCCACCUUAUUAUACAAUUUGGACUCUUUACUAAGAGUUCGUACUCGUGCACGGCUUAUUAUUAUGACACAAUUAAGCGGUUUAUGUGUUUAUAUGACUAAAUCAAUCUUUGAAUCACAUGGAUAUCAACUUUACAAGACAUUUGGAGUGAGGUAGUGAUCUAAGUUUUAAAAUGUAACAAAUCCAGAAGUCAACUAAAACUAAACCUUGCCAAUUAAGAACCGUCUCUGUCGCCAUGAAACCCUGACAAAUUAUCCAUUCUUAAUCCUGUGCAGCGGCGGAUCUAGCACAUAAGAGAGCACUGGGCCGCAUUUGAAUAGAAUAUUAGAUACCAUAAACAAAAAUAUAUAAUAAUAUAGUUUUCAUUACAAUGCCAAUUAUAUAAGAAGGUAUUUUAAUUUAGCAAAUUCAUCAAUAAUAUAAUCUCCAUCCAUACUGAUAAUAUACUAUUUUUCAAAGAAAAUAGCUAAGUAAUCAACGAGAAAUUCAUCGCUCAUUUUGUUGCACAAAUCAAUGUUCAUGUUCCAUUGCUGAAAAUAUUCUCCUGAAACGGCUAGGUCAACACUAGACAAAUCAACCAACAAAUCAAUUUGUAUUGUGUGUCCAUCCCUGAUUCCUCUAGCUUCUCUAAUAAUUUUUCAAGAGAAGAAACUUCAUCUUCCUCACAUGAGUAGUGCAUUCUCCAAAGAAUGCAUCUCAUAGCCUUCAAAGUCUCGAGGCUCAAGUUUGUAAAUAUUUUCUUCAUCAAAACAUCAGAAAGAAAGGUUAGAAUCUAGUGCCCACUCAAUUGAGGCGAUCUAAAUGAUAACUCAACAAGUUUGUAAAUAUUUUCUUAAUCAAACGAAUGGAAAGAAAACCAGCUCGACGGGCUGGCGGAGAUAUCUACUCAAGUUUAUAAAUAUUUUCUUCAUCAAAACAUCAAAAAUAACGGUUAGAAUCUAGUGGCCACUCAAUUGACCUUUCUUCAAUCCCAUUUCCUAUUUCCCCUCCCCAGUCCCCACCCUCUGUUUCAUCUUAUUAUUCAAUUCAAAGCUCGUACCAAGUUGUGGAUAAAUCACAAAUGGCUUCCAUCCCUGACUUCUUCAGAACACUGAGGGAAAUCAAAAAGCAAAUUUUUUUAUAUGACACAUGCGUGCUUGUGAUCCAAUUUUGACUCGACCCUCCGAUUCCGCCCCUUUUCGUUUGUCCCCUUUUCAAACUUCUCUGCUCCUCGUCUCUCCAUAAAUGGUUCGAUUCAGGGCUGCUGUCAAUGGCCGGGAAGUUAGAAGCCGUUUCUUUCUGUUGGUCAUCUGGGUACUAGAAUGUGAGGAAUUCAGAGCUUUUCUUGUCCGUUUGCAGAGUGGAUUUGGUCUCUGUUCCCCACCUGAGUCGAGUCGUUCGGUUCGUAGAUAUACAGAGUGCAGACUGCAGGGAACUAAGUAUAGAGAGAAAUUAGAUGUGAAGUAGAGACCUUUAAGUAAUGGGUAGUUGAGAGAUCGGUGAUUGCUCGGAGAUUUUGCAGGUUUGCUCGUCACGGGAAGUCUCACAAGUUCGUUGUUUCUUUCUUCCGCCUUUUUUGUUUCUCUUUCUCACAAGAGAAGUGCUGCGGAGAAGUAAAAGCAGGAAAAGGGGGGAAACUUGUGGAAGGAAAAGAUCCAACCUUUCGCAUAGAUUUAUCUGGUUGAAGCAAUCUGGUCUUCUGGGUAUUAUAUAACAGUGAGCAAUGGAAGUCUAGGCACAGAGAAAAAAGAAGGGAAGUUUGUUUUUGGUCUUCUCUCCUUUGUUUUACAUCUUGGUUCUUCUCUCCUCCAUGGAUUAUUCUGGAGUAGUUGAAGUUACCAGGGAUAGAAAUGGGAUUGAGGAGAUUCUACUUCGCAACCCUCGAGGAGCCUCAACAAGGGUGAGCUUGUAUGGAGGACAGGUUCUUUCCUGGAGAACUGACCAAGGAGAAGAACUUCUCUUCACUAGCAGCAAGGCAAUAUUCAAGCCACCCAAUCCAGUUAGAGGAGGAAUCCCAAUAUGCUUCCCUCAGUUUGGCAAUCGAGGAGCUUUGGAGCAACAUGGAUUUGCUAGGAAGAAACUGUGGGUAGUUGAUGGCAACCCACCGCCAUUACAUCCCAAUGAUUCCUAUGGCAAAUCCUUCGUUGAUUUGCUCCUGAAACCAUCUGAAGAUGAUCUCAAGAUGUGGCCACACAGCUUCGAGUUCCGCCUGAGGGUAGCAAUAACAGCAGAAGGGAACCUAGCCAUGGUUUCGCGCAUCAGGAACAUCAACUGCAAGCCUUUCAGUUUCUCUAUUGCAUACCACACCUAUCUCUCCAUUUCAGACAUCAAUGAAGUGAGGGUGGAAGGAUUGGAAACUCUUGAUUACCUCGACAACCUUCUUCAAAGGGAACGAUUCACAGAACAAGGGGACGCCUUGACUUUUGAAUCCGAGGUGGACCGGGUUUAUCUGAGUUCAUCAGAUGUUAUUUCUGUGUUUGAUCACCAGAGCAAGAGAACAUUUCAAAUCAGAAAGAAAGGGCUCCCUGAUGUUGUGGUGUGGAACCCAUGGGAGAAGAAAGCAAAGGCAAUGGCAGAUCUCGGCGACGAAGAGUACAAGCAGAUGCUGUGUGUUGAUGGAGCUGCGAUCGAGAAGCCAAUCACGUUGAAGCCCGGUGAGGAAUGGACUGGCCGUUUAGAGCUCUCCCUCAUUCCUUCAAGUUGAUUGGUUAUGGUGGCCACCAUCAGAAACUCAUAUAAAGUAACCUUCUUUAUCUGAUUCAAACAAGUGAAGAAUGCAGAUAUGGACAGAGAUGGCCAAACUGAUAAACAGACCCUAAUUUUUUACAGACUUUGACCAUUCUUUGUACAAUGGUGUGGCAUUAUGACCAAUUUUAGGGGUCUGCUACUGUAGAAGAUAGAGGGAGAAGUGAAGAUUAUGAUUGUUGUUGUGUUCUUUUGGCCUAAUUGUAAGUGUAUAUACAAAUACAAUAUGGAUAUGAUCCUGAUUGCUGAGAUUAACAACAAAGUUUUAAUUUUUUG
Linum trigynum is the source of this 4570-nucleotide messenger RNA. The record is from the annotation of a GenBank genome assembly. Lineage: Eukaryota; Viridiplantae; Streptophyta; Magnoliopsida; Malpighiales; Linaceae.